AUGACGCCCAAUUCUGAACCGACGAGGGCGCCAUUCCGUGUUCUCGUCUUCAGCAAGACCUCGGGCUAUCGACACGACUGUAUCUCAAGUGCCGUCUCCGCCGUGAAAUCCCUCGGCGCGACCUCAGGACUUUUCACCGUCGACGCCAGCGAAGACGCCGAGGCCUCCAUCAACGCUCGCUCCUUGGAAAGCUACACCACAGUCGUCUUCCUUCACUGUACGGGACACUUUCUCAAUGCUAAACAAUUGGCGGCUCUGAAGGGUUACGCUAACGCUGGUGGCGGUUUCGUGGGCGUGCAUGCCGCCGCAUCAGGGUUGAAGGAGGAUGAAUGGUAUGGCAAGCUUAUCGGUGCGCACUUUGACCAGCAUCCGCCGCCCCAGGCGGGCGCUUGUAUCAUCGAGGACCCGGAGCAUUUCAUAUUGAGACGUGGAGGCGGAAAACAUAUGGCGCAGGCGGGCGAUGAUGCUCGGAAAGGCUGGACGGAUGAGUGGUACAAUUUCCUGUCGCAUCCUAGGGAGAAUGACAACCUCCACAUCCUGGUUCGGGGCGACCCGACGAGCUUCGAGGGCGGCGCCAUGGGGGAUGAUCACCCACUCGCCUGGUACCAGGAGUUUGACGGUGGGAGAUCGUUCUACACGGCGCUGGGCCACUAUGAUGACGCCUAUGACGAUGAGUGGUUCAUGGACCAGAUUCUCAGAGCAAUUCUUUGGACGGCUCGCCUCGAGAACGAAUUGAUGCCGAAAACGGUCUCUACGACGGUGUCUUCCGGUAACUGA
Molecule: messenger RNA, 777 nt
Organism: Colletotrichum orchidophilum
Lineage: Eukaryota; Fungi; Ascomycota; Sordariomycetes; Glomerellales; Glomerellaceae
Product: glycosyl hydrolase
Exons: 1
Coding region: 1-777 (258 amino acids)
Source: RefSeq, a predicted model, not a curated record